Messenger RNA from Brassicogethes aeneus, 576 nucleotides. The record is from the annotation of a GenBank genome assembly. Lineage: Eukaryota; Metazoa; Arthropoda; Insecta; Coleoptera; Nitidulidae.
AUGGAAACACAAGCAAGUGGAAUGAUAGCUGCAAAGGAAAUCGUUAGCGAAAUUAUGCAUGCAGCAAUGCAUAUGAUAGACCCAUCAGUUGAUAGUUUAUCCGAAGAGGAUGAAUUUGAAACAUAUGGAAUUACUACAGAACAGACGGAAAUUUCAGAAAAAAUACAAGUUUCUGAAAUGACAGAGAAAGAAGCCACUGAUGAAGCCAAAUUUACACAAGAUGUCAGCAAUGUCGAACAAGUUGAAGUUUCACAAACAGCAGAUGUAAGCGAAAUUGAAGAAACUCAGGCUGCACAAACGGAAGAAUUAACAACAGAUGCGGAGCAAAACGACGCAGAACCAGUUGUUGAAGCAGCACCAAUUGAAGCAUCACCAGCUGAAGAAGCACUUACCGAUGCAGAACACACCGACGCAGAUGCCACCAACGCAGAAGUCACUGACGCAGAAACCACAGACGUAGCACCAACUGACACAGAACAUACAGAUGCUGAACCAACCACAGACGCUGAACCGGUUACAGACGCGACAACAGAACCAAACAAUGAUGCUGAACCGGCCACAGAAGAUGAGCAAUAA